AGGCUUACUCCAUACUUUGAACGCAGAGAGCCCCAGGGUUUAAUUACUUAUUAUCCGUUCGUAAACCGGUCAGUCGAGUCAGUUGCGUUUGCAUCUUGAGCGCUUGGUGCAGAAGACGUGUAUUGUUGGCCAGCUUUCAGCCGCGCAGUGUUAAAUCGACGAUUAUUCAUCGGUGAAAGCAGAUGGCUCUCCAGCAGACGAACGAAAAUCCGCAGGCUUCCGCGGAAGACGACUACCCGACCUAUAUUCAGGAAUUAGCCAAUGGAUAUCGCAAAUCGAAGAUCCUGUUUACAGCCUGUGAGCUGGGGGUGUUCGAUCUCCUUGAGGACACCCCGGACCGUGCCGGCAUGACGGUAGCAGCGUUGGUGGCAGAGAUGGGGCGAGCAGGAGAUCAGCAGCAGCAGCAGCAGGAGGAGGAGGAGGGUGCAGGAAGAGGAGAAGUGGUGAGCAAGGACGGCCUGGAGCGACUGGUAGAUGCCUGCGUUGGGCUGGACCUGCUGAGAGUGAGCAUUCACGAGGGAACAGCGAUUUACAGCAACACGAAGCAAGCGAGCACCUACUUGACUCGCUCCAGCCCCAAGUCUAUGCACGACGUCAUGAUCUUCAACUCGCACACUGUCUACCCCUUGUUUCAUACUCUCCCAUCGGCUGUGAGAGAAGGUAAACACCAGCAUAAAAAAGCUUUUGGAGUACAAUCUGAGGACAUAUUUGAGGCCCUGUACCGGACAGAGGAGGAGAGGAUGAAGUUCAUGCGUUUUUUUUAUUCCAUCUGGUCAAACGACGGCCCCUAUAUCCUCAAUGCCUUCGAUCUCUCCUCCUUCAAGGAUGUCUGUGACGUUGGAGGAGGCACGGGUGUUUUGGCUCAGCAGUUUGCCAGAAUGUACCCCGACGCCCGGGUCACCUUGUUCGACCUCCCAGAUGUUUUGGAAGUCACACAGAAGCACUUCCUCACCUUCGGCAACGUGAAGCUGCACGCAGGUGACUUCUUCAAGGACAAGAUCCCUGAGGGCGACCUGUACAUCCUGGCGCAGGUCGUACACGACUGGAAAGAAGAUCAGUGCCUCACGCUGCUCCGCAACAUCCACUCCAGCUGUCGGCCAGGCGGAGGGGUUCUGAUCAUCGAGACUCUGCUGAGGGAAGACCGGACCGGGCCAAUAACCGCGCAGAUUCACUCUGUCAUCAUGCUGAUGCACACCGUGGGGAAGGAACGCACGGCCACGGAAUACACGGAGCUGCUCACCCAGGCUGGGUUUCGUGACGUUCGCGUGGCCCACACGGGCAAGACGUUCAAUGCCAUUCUCGCGCGAAAAUGACGCGCGCCGAGUGAAAACCGUCGCCAGAAAGAAAAAAAACGAUUUGGUUAAUGGGAUAUUUUUUUUGGGAUCAGUUAAAAACAUUUUUUUUUUAAAUUGGCAAAUUAUUUCUUUUACGCACGUUUUUAUUCGAAAUGACUUUUACGCGUGAAAAUAUAAUCGCUUUCCGAUUUAACAUCGCGCCAAAGUUUGUCUCUCAGCACUGGCCUAUAACACAAUUACAAUGAUGCAUGUAUGCUUGGUGUCACUCUGAUCUCUGGUGGAACUGGGUGCUUGGGUAAUAAAACUAACAAAAAAUAAAAAUCGUGGCUUCUUAACAUGAAACUGGAUGUGCUCAUACUCUUAGGUUUUUUUCGGUAAAGUCACGUAGGUAAAAAAAUUCAUAAUAAUAAAAAUAAAUGAAAAUAACUAAAUUAAAUCACGACGUUUCGGAAGCAACACAAGCCUCCGUCAUCAGGUGUAACUGCUCCAGUAAAAUUACUGUAGCGUGUGAAGAAAAC
Molecule: messenger RNA, 1813 nt
Organism: Lethenteron reissneri (Far Eastern brook lamprey)
Lineage: Eukaryota; Metazoa; Chordata; Hyperoartia; Petromyzontiformes; Petromyzontidae
Product: acetylserotonin O-methyltransferase-like
Molecular function (GO): protein dimerization activity; O-methyltransferase activity
Source: RefSeq, a predicted model, not a curated record